Molecule: messenger RNA, 1740 nt
Organism: Gloeophyllum trabeum ATCC 11539
Lineage: Eukaryota; Fungi; Basidiomycota; Agaricomycetes; Gloeophyllales; Gloeophyllaceae
Exons: 1
Coding region: 1-1740 (579 amino acids)
Source: RefSeq, a predicted model, not a curated record
AUGAAAUACUCCGCGAUUUCCUACGUAUGGAGAGGGCUAGGUCUGCUGCCCUCCACGGAAAAUAGGUGGCUCAAGAUCAAACAGGAUGAGCGGGGAGACCGAAUCAAUGUCGAGGUCCUAUGCCAUGCUGCUGCUGCAUCCUUGCAUCGCGGAAUCCCUCACAUCUGGAUGGACCGGUUAUGCAUCAUGCAGACGAAUACAGAUGACAAGAAUUGGCAGAUUCGCAAGAUGUUUGGAAUAUAUCAAGAUUGCUCCCUCUGCAUUGUCCUCCCAGGAGGCAUGCAGCGACUGGUCCGACUAGAUGAGGAGACCACUUGGAUACAUCGUGGCUGGACACUACAGGAAGUCUUGGCCCCUCCAGAGGUUCAUGUUCUUUUCGAAUGGAGACUGGGGUCAGGUGAGGCUCGGGGUGGUGAGGGAAAGUUGCAACACGUCCAGGAGGUCAUGAUCAAGGAGUCUGCUAUGGCUUCCAUGCCGAUGAUCCUGGAGGCAUGUACUGUGGGGUACCUAUCCUUCACAUCGACGGAAAGGAACCAAGCCAAACCAUAUAUGGUUAAGGCAGCCAUGUUCAGCGACAUCGAGAGCCACUCAUAUAAUGACCCGCCCUUUUGGCAACCACAGAGGAAGGUUCUCGCACCUAACAUCGCUGCCCUCACUGUCGCCAUGGACCUGGAAGGCAUCUUCGACACCACCGCAAAGAAUUACGCAAUUUGGCAGAGUUCACUCAUGCGAACAUCGUCGAGGCCGGUGGACAUGGUCUUCAGCAUCAUGGGCCUCUUCGGCGUCACACUUGAUACGAAAAGCUUCUCCAGAAAUGAUCGCCUUUGUGCAACCAUGGCCCUAGCCUCCGAGAUUUUGCGCAAGCGCGAAGAAGCAUCAUGGCUCGGCGUAGCGUUCCGCAUUGCACCUUGCAGGUAUCUGUCGACGUUUGCCGCAUUCCCGCAAACAAGUGUCGCCGGUAAAGCUCUGGUACCGACCAAAGAGGGUGGGCAACAGGUGUCCCAUUUGAUCACCAACGAGUAUCCAUAUGUAGACGCACUCUGCCCUAUGCCUCACGGCAGCAUGGAUGAGCAUGGUUAUCUCAAGUUCGAAGGGAAAGCCGUUCCUAUCACCAGGCUUCUACAAAAAGCCGAAGGGUCGCAGACUGAUCAGGCACAGGUUGCCCCUACACGACCAAGUGUCAUCACCGCCGUGGAUGGCUCACGCUGGAAAGUCAGGAAAGAGAAUGAUUCGUUGGAGCAAGCAGUGGAUAGUGGAGCAAGACCGGAAGUGACAGGCGGGGCGGAGGCGUUUGUUGUCCUGUUGGGCUGGUUCAAUGAAUAUUAUCCGGGUGGAACACCAGCCCACGACGCCAACAACAUACGGGCGAUGCUUCUGCAGGAGCAUGACCCAGAGGGACGGUGUUAUCACCUGCGAAGCUAUGUAUACCUGAGUCAGCGCACAUACAGCUGGGUCAAGAGCUGGAAGGAAUACCCUUUCCUAGUGGGAGGCCCGGACACCUUCACGGAAUGCGAUGGCACUGAGAGUUCUUCUAGUGAGCUUGUGGAAAUCGUGGUUCCAGAAGCGCGAUACCCAUUUCCCUCAAGCUCACGGAAGGAUGUCACACUGAGGGACCAAGUAAUACGAAAGUCGAGAUGGGCCGUGGACCAGCGGAUCCUGGAGAACAUGCUGCAGAGUCCUCCAAUGGAGCGAUUGUGUGAUUACGCAGAAAGCAAUACCCCUAUACAUUACCUAGGGUAG